This is a messenger RNA of Danio aesculapii, 908 nucleotides long. RefSeq names its product transmembrane protein 69 (gene tmem69). NCBI's taxonomy places the organism in Eukaryota, Metazoa, Chordata, Actinopteri, Cypriniformes, Danionidae. Bases 113 to 862 code for a protein of 249 amino acids. The transcript has 3 exons. The record is from RefSeq and is a predicted model, not a curated record.
UUCCGUGUUAUGAUGAUUCUGGCUUCACGUUGCCACACGAGUUGUAAUGACCUUCUGCUAACUGAAGUCCGCGUUUUAUUUUAGGGUAUUAUGAUAUGACACCAAAGGAAAAAUGUUGGCCAGUAUAGUCGGACGGCAAAUGCUUGGGAAUUUUAGGGUGAGCAGCAGUCUUCUGCAGUUGUCCAGAAAGUUAACCUUUUCAGGGCAGCAAACCGUUAACUGUUCAACACUAUUGACUAGAGGUUUAUAUGGACAGUUUCCCCCAAGUCAUGUUACCAGUGCUGUUCUGGGAUCCCGGUCAUUCCACUGGUCGCCCAAGAUACUCAAGAAACAACCUCAAGGAGAAGAGAGUCCACCAAGAGAACUUGAUUUACUUCGUUAUGACAUGAAAGACCUGAAGAAUGCUCCAAAACCAGCUCUCUAUUUGGGAUUAGCUGGACUUAUACCUUUUGUAUCUGCUCCUCUGCUUAUGGCUGUCACAGAGCUGUAUUAUUCUGAUGUUGCGUUUGCUCAGGUUGCAUAUGGAGCGUCCAUUGUUUCCUUUCUUGGUGGGAUUCGCUGGGGUUUUGCCUUGCCUGCAGGAAGUCCUGAAAAACCUGACUGGCUCAAUUUGGCCAACAGCGUGGUUCCCUCUCUGAUUGCUUGGACAGCGCUUCUUUUCCAGCACGACAUUACAUCUUCUGCUAUGAUUGUGAUAAUAGGGCUCGGGAUAGCAUUGCAUUAUGACCUGUCCCUCCUGCCCACUUACCCCAGCUGGUUUAAAGCGUUGAGGGCAAUACUCACAAUUGUAGCCUUUUUGUCCUUGCUGGGCACUCUUGUCAUUAAGCAGGUUUAUCCUGAGAAGAAGUUUAUAAGUGAUUAAAUUAUUUAUUUGUGAUGUCAGUAUUGUGUUAAAAGUACAUUCAUCA